CUCGUGUCCGGCUAGACUCAAGGCUUCAAAGAUCCAUCACCUAUCCAAUCCGGUCAUUUCUAGAGCGCAAAAAUGUUGGUUCUCUUUGAGACCGCGAUGGGCUACUGCCUCUUCAAGCUCACCGAUGCUGCAAAACUUGAAUCGGAGGACUUGUGGAAGGAGUUCGAGACCCCAGAAAAAGCCAACAAGCUCUUGAAAUUGAAAGCUUUGCAUCGCUUCACCUCGACAGCUACUGCGGUGGAGGAUCUAACGGCAGUUCAGAGUGGCAAACUUGGCAAGGGCCUCAAGAAGUUCUUGACUACUGAAGUUGUUGAAAAGGGGAAGAACAAGGACUCUCUUGUUGUUCUUGAUCCUCAUCUAGCGCAUUCCAUCACCAAAAAAUUGAGUAUCAAGGUCACUACUCACAACCCGGAGGAGCAUAGUGAUCUAUGGCGGGGAAUACGGUCGCAAUUGGCUUCUCUUCUAGAUGGUCUCGAUCCAAAGGACCUUGCCACGAUGAGCUUAGGUCUCAGUCAUUCACUUUCCCGUUUCAAGCUGAAAUUUUCCCCUGACAAGGUCGACACCAUGAUUGUUCAGGCCAUCGCCCUACUCGACGAUCUAGACAAAGAGAUUAACAUCUACUCCAUGCGAGUGAAGGAAUGGUACGGCUGGCAUUUCCCUGAAAUGGCCAAAAUCAUUGUCGACAACUUGGCUUAUGCCAAGGUUGUCAAGGCUAUGGGUUUCCGGACCAAUGCUUCCACCACCGCUUUCGAGACGAUAUUACCGGAAGACCUUGAGGCUAUCCUGAAGGCGGCUGCUGAGAUAUCAAUGGGCACUGAAAUUUCUGACUCAGAUAUUCAGCACAUUCAUGCGCUUUGCGACCAGGUCAUCUCUAUCUCCGCCUACCGUGCGCAGCUUGCAGAGUACCUCCGGAAUCGGAUGCAAGCAAUUGCUCCCAACCUUACUGCGCUUGUUGGAGAUCUCGUUGGCGCACGGCUCAUCUCCCACGCUGGAAGCUUACUGAACCUUGCAAAACACCCCGCAAGUACCGUUCAGAUCCUCGGCGCUGAAAAAGCGCUCUUCCGUGCCCUCAAAACCAAACACGACACGCCGAAAUACGGUCUUAUUUAUCAUGCAUCACUCAUUGGCCAGGCACCACCAAAGUUGAAGGGCAAGAUGGCGCGUAUGGUCGCAACUAAGGCUACCCUCUCAAUACGCGUUGACGCGCUGACGGACGCGGAUGGCAAGUCUGAGGACCAGGCUCCGUCAAUAGGGAUGGACAACCGUGCAAAGCUUGAGUCGAGGCUCCGCGCGCUUGAAAUGCAAGGCGACCUUACUGGUGCACGGAAAUUCUCCGAUAACAGCCGGCAGCAGCGCAAGUUUGAGAUGACCGGGCAAACGAAGACAUACAACACCGAUGCUGACGCCGUCGACCUCGUCCCGUCACAACGAGAGCCUAUGGAGGCUGCCAUCAGCGCAGUACUUGAUGUCAAGGAGGAGAAGAGGAGAGCAAAGGAGGAAAAGAAGGCGAAGAAGAAGGCUGAGAAAGCGAAGGCACAUGAGUCUGAUGAUGACGAUGACGAUGAGGACAGAAUGGACGUUGAUGGCGAUGAAAGUCACAAGGAGAAGAAGCGGAAGCGGAGGGAAAGUGACAUGAAUGGGAAGGGUGAUACCGAGGAGAAGGGCGAAGAUGGCGAGACUGAAGCUGAGCGCAAGGCAAGAAGAAAGGCCCGAAAAGCAGAGAAGGCUGCUGCCGCUGUCGCCGGGGACAACUCGCCAAAGAAAAAGAAGAAAAAGGCCGAGUCUUCUUGAUUGCCAGACAUUCUAUACCAUAGUCGCUUUUAAGAUGCCUAAGCCUUUGCCAUCGAGCUUGUAAUCGCAUUUUUCCGUUAUUUAAGCGAACCCAGUUUUUGCAAUGCGUCAUUUCCCAGCAAGAAUUCUACUUACAACGACUGAAUUGUUUGGCGGGGGACACAGGGGCUAAUAGACAGGGUCGUACGAUGUU
Molecule: messenger RNA, 1984 nt
Organism: Coniophora puteana RWD-64-598 SS2
Lineage: Eukaryota; Fungi; Basidiomycota; Agaricomycetes; Boletales; Coniophoraceae
Product: Nop domain-containing protein
Exons: 9
Coding region: 73-1791 (572 amino acids)
Cellular component (GO): small-subunit processome; box C/D methylation guide snoRNP complex
Molecular function (GO): snoRNA binding
Source: RefSeq, a predicted model, not a curated record